AUGGCGGCGCCUUCAAAAGACGAACACAAGAUCAAGUUGGCAAAAUCAUUCAAAGAAAGACUUGAUAAGCUGGGAUGUCCAUUCACAGAAGGAGUAGAAGAUUCAUGGAUUUCUGAACUAAUUUUCAAGCCAGGAGAACACAGGAUCAGACUGCUACAGUGGCUUUUUUCGAAGUUUGACUCCAGAUUAAAUGAUGUUUUGGAUCCACAAUUUGCAUCCAAUGAGUCCAAGAUGGACUCUCGUAUACAGAGACUGUUGUUUGUGGCAACGACCCUUGGGCUGUGUAAAUAUGAUGAUGUUGACCUUAUAAGGGGUGUUAACACUAAACCUACCAGACAGGCAGCCUUCAUGGAUCAAUUGCUGGAUAAUAUUUGUAUCAUGGAUGCUGCUGAAGAUCCAAAGAAUAAAUCACUGUGUAACCCGGGUGUUAUCAGUGAUGCCACCAACCUGGACGAACAGUUUAGAAAGGAUUGUCUGUACAUAGACUCACUUGUCCAACAGGAGAGAAUGGAUGCCUUAUUUAACCGGAGGUCAACACUCCUACCUCCAGAUCUUCAGCAACAGGUGGAAAUCAGCUGGGCACAACAAGGUCACACCAAAGACAAACCACCAAAGCCAGAUUUACAGAAACUAACAGAUGCGGCAUAUAAGCUUGCUCAAGAUUUAGGAAGACAGACGGAAAUAUUGAAAGAAUUGACGAAAACAUUUGAAUAUCAAGUUCCUGAUGAGUCCCGGAUGGAGAAAAUCAGUAAAACCAUGCAGUUAGUUUUGUCAGAGUUGUCACAGCUAGAAGUUGGCUUUUCCUACUGUUACGAAAAUGAGAUGUGUCAUUGGUGCAAUAAAACACCGCCAACUCUGAACCAGCUUGGUCCAGCCUUCAAACGAGUUCACACACUUCUCCAACAGUUUGUAAAUAUCCUUGAGGGAUUCAAGUCCAUCAGAUCAUCUUAUACAAAUUUGAGUCGAGAUUCGUCAAAGCGGUUAAGAAGCCUCGUUUCAAGUGCAACACAUAAGAAAGCAACAGAUUUAGCAUCGGUUAGACAGGCUUCGUUGUCUAGCUUCCAGGACUGUGGUAGCGUCCUGGAGAGAUCGUUACAGCGCCACGACAUGGAAGCCAGCAUGUCAAGUUCCAUGAGGUCCUCAUCCUCCAUUCUCCAUGGGGAAAGGAAAAACAAACAUUAGUAUUCAUCAUCCAGGUCUUUAUGGCAGUGAAUUUGAAUGGGAAAAUGUUUCGCGCUACCCUGAUUGUCAGUAUUUAUGAAUUGUUAAAUUUAUUGUUUUAUUGAAUAGAAGACAAUAUUUUGAAAUAAAUGUAUCUUAAAAACACA
Messenger RNA from Ylistrum balloti, 1328 nucleotides. RefSeq lists its product as uncharacterized. The transcript is spliced from 10 exons. Bases 1 to 1182 code for a protein of 393 amino acids. Gene Ontology annotation, molecular function: microtubule minus-end binding. Gene Ontology annotation, cellular component: HAUS complex. Gene Ontology annotation, biological process: centrosome cycle; spindle assembly. The record is from RefSeq and is a predicted model, not a curated record. Lineage: Eukaryota; Metazoa; Mollusca; Bivalvia; Pectinida; Pectinidae.